CGCACUGCACUGACGCCAUAAACAAAUGGCGACCACCAUGCUGCCGCCUCCCACUCCCCGCGCCGUCUUCUCGCCGCGCUGCUCGCUCCAGGCCCCGACCCGGCCGCUCGACGGGGCUCCCCAGAGCCGCCAUGCCCCGCCGCACCGCGCGCGACCGGCAGCCGCGGCCUACGCCAAGGAGAUUGGCGCAUGCGUGCGGGCGCGGCGCUGGCGCGCGGCGUGCGAGGCGUUCGCAGCCAUGCGCGCCGCGGGGGCCUCGCCCGACAGGUUCCUCUUCCCGCAGGUGCUCCGCGCCUGCGCCGGGGCGGGCGCGCCCCGCCUCGCCGCCGCCGCGCACGCGCUCGCCGCCAAGGCCGGCCCCGCGCUGGCCGACGACGCCGUGGUGGGCAACGCGGUCGUCGCCAUGUACGCCGCGCUCGGGGACGUCGGCGCCGCGCGCGCCGCGUUCGCGUCCCUCCCCGAACCCGACGUCGUCGCGUGGACCGCUCUCGUGGGCGCCCACGCCAACGCCGGGGAGCUCGACCAUGCCUUCCAGCUCUUCCAAUCCAUGCAAGCCACCGGCGUGCAGCCCGACGUGAUUUCAUGGAACACGCUCGUCUCCGGGUUCGCCAGAAACGGCGACAUCGGUGCCGCGCUGGAUCUGUUCGACGAAAUGCGGCUCAGGGGCGUCAAGCCGCGGGUCAGUUCCUGGAACUGCAUCAUCUCCGGCUGUGUGCAGAACGCGCGUUACGACGAGGCUUUCGACGUCUUCCUGGAGAUGUGCGAGACCGAGAUGCCCGACGCAGUGACUGUCGCUAGCAUACUCCCUGCUUGCACCGGCCUCAUGGCGCUGGGCGUCGGAAAGCAGCUGCAUUCUUACGUCGUACGCUGCGGAAUCCAAUUGAACGUCUACAUAGGUUCCUCUUUGAUCGGCAUGUACUCGGAGUGCGGGGAGUCUGCUUACGCGAGAAGCGUGUUCUCCGCCAUUGACGGGGAGAGGAACGUCACGGUAUGGAAUGAGUUGAUUCAGUCAUAUAUGAGUGAUGGGAGAAUGGACAGGGCGUGUGAAGCUUUUAACUUGAUGCAGCAGGAUGGGCUGAAGCCCGACACUGUCACGUAUAACAUCUUCAUUGCUGCGUAUGCUAGAGCAGGUCAGAAAGAACUAGCAAGUGAACUCUUGUCAGCCAUGAUCAAUGCCAGCUUGAAGCCUAAUGUGAUCUCAGUGAAUGCUUUAAUAUCCGGGUUUUAUCACUUUGGCCUCUGUGCCGAUGCGCUGGAAGUUUUCAGAUACAUGCAGCUCUUGAGCACUGCAGAUCCAAAGUACUGGACAUUUCUUGAUAAUAGCUGCCCCAUUCAGCCAAACAGUACUACACUUACUAGCGUCCUCUCCCUAUUGACAGACCUCAAGUUAGAUCGUCUCGGGAAGCAAGUACAUUGCUAUGCUCUAAGGAGUGGUUUGACGUCAAACGUAUUUGUUUCCAGCAAAUUGGUUGACCUUUAUGGUAAAGCUGGUGAUAUGGUAUCUGCUGCUAAUGUUUUCCAGGGAAUCAGGAAUAAGAAUGUUGUCACAUGGAAUAGUCUGCUAGCAGCUUACAAGUAUAACAAGAAGCCACAAGUUGCUUUGAAACUAUUCUAUGAAAUGCUCGACUGUGAUUUACUUCCUAACUUGGUUACAGUGCAGAUAGCUCUUUUGUCCUCUGGGAUGACAAUGGCGUUGGGGUAUGGGAGAGAACUGCAUGGUUACAUACACAAAAACUGGCCUCGUGGUUAUCCAGAUACUCUUGCAAGUGCACUAAUAGAUAUGUAUGGGAAAUGUGGUAAGAUUGAGGAUGCUAGGUUUGUUUUUGAGCGCAGUGCUGAAAAGGAUGUAGCAGUAUGGAAUGCAAUGAUGUGUUGCUACUUGCUUCAUAGGAUGCCCAGAGAUGUUAAAGAAUUGUUCAGGACACUUGAACAAUCUGGAAUUCAACCGGAUCCUGUUACUUUCAUCAUACUUCUUUCAGCUUGUAAGCAAGAAGGUUCCAUGGAAGAAGCCCGGGACUAUUUCUACAGUAUGGAAGAUUUAUAUGGCAUAAAACCUACUUUAAAACACUACACCUGCAUGGUUGACAUCAUGGGAACAGCUGGUUUAUUGGAGGAAUCACUAGAACUUAUCCAGAAGAUGCCACAUGAGCUGGAUGCGUGCCUAUGGUCUACUGUUCUCAAAGCUUGUAAGCUUCACUCAAAUUUGGAGGUUGCGGCUAAGGCUGCAAAAUCUCUUUUUGAGCUUGAACCAAAUAACACUUCAAACUACAUGCUGCUUUCCAAUAUAUAUGCCAACAAUGGUUUGUGGGAUUCAACUGAAUCUGUGAGGGAUGCUAUGACAGAGCAAGGGUUGCAUGUCGAGAGACAAUGUAGCUGGCUAUAUCUCGGCACAAGUGUGGAUUCUUUUGAGGCUGGAGAUUUGUCUCAUCCUGCUUUUGAGAAUAUUUUGAGUACAUGGAAGGACGUGGCUAGUAGGAUGGAACAGUCUGGGUAUGCCCCUCAAGACAAUGAGCCCUAUUGCAAUGUAGAAGUUGAUCCAUUGUCAUGCCACCACACCGAACGGAUUGCGGUGUGCUAUGGACUUAUUUCCAUGUGUGGUCAUGAACCGAUACGGAUCUUGAAGAACUUUCGAAUGUGCAAAGAAUGUCAUUCCUCAAUCAAAUUUAUCUCAAGAGAUAAGAACCGGGAGAUAUUGAUUUCAGAUGGUUGCACCUAUCACCAUUUUAAUGAUGGCUCAUGCAGCUGUGGAGAUAUGUGGUAAAUGAAGAGUUGGUUUGCCACGAAAAUACUGGCUCAUAGACCAUGAAAAACUACAGCAAUAUCUGAUAUGGGUGAUAAGGGCAAUCAGUGACACCAUCUUGACCGUCAAAAAGAAAAGGGAGCCAUAUUGAACCCCUGGGCUCAAAUAUGGUGUGGUUUAUGGGAGGCUGAAAGCCUGCAGCUUUUGCCAAGAUCCGAGGGGAAAAGGGGCAAUGGCCAGAACUAUGUUGAAGGUUAAAGGAAGUGAAGAUAUAUGUUACACAGAUAUCCAGUAAAAGCAAUGCAUAUGUACUUCAUGAUUGGCUCAUAUCACUGAUAGCUUGUUGAUGAUAGUGGCGAGGAUAGCCAUUCAUUUCUUCAUUUACAGGUAGAUGAUGGUCUGGAUGGAAAGCAGGUAACCCUAGCACGGAAUAUGCUAUGUAAGCAUCCGUCUGUCUGAUAUACAACUGUACUUCAAGGUUUGCAGUUUCUAGCCAUUAUGGAUAAGGUGACUAGUGCAGCGAGGGCCGAAAUGUUGACUCGCUUGAUAUUUACUAGCCUACUUUGUUGAGACUGAUUGUUCUUCAGUUUUCCAGCCUAUCCAUGCUCAAAUAAAGAAACUUUUGAUGAUAGGGAAUUCAGAGGAAGAUUCAUGAGGUGAUGGAUCUUUUGCCUGGGUCAAGAGGGGAACAGCGUCGCGCAUAAUUUGCCAGCAACUCUGUUUAUCACAUAACUUGAGAAGUGCCAACUGGUUCACCAAUACUGUUAUUCGCGGGAUUUGAUCCAGUGAGGUUACACCUUAAUAGGAGAUAGUUGAGUUGUGGGGAUGUCGCAUGGUCCAGUUGUUUCAUGCUCAUCGGAGCUAAUCGUGCAUGCUUGUAAUAACAUUGAUAUCCCAGCAAUCAAUCUCGCCGUUCAAAAAAACAAAGAAUAUGGUGAUAUUAUUGCCUGAUGUCUCUAUCCGUAGAGAAAGACACAAGAGGGAACAUAUACAUCAGAAGCACCACUCUUCUUCGGUACAAACCUGCAGUACAUUCCUCAGGGAUGAGACUCCAGCAGUCUUGAGACCUCUAUCCCAGGCUAAACCUCAUUGGUCCAAAAUAUGUUUACAAAUUUUCGCUUCUUACAA
Lolium perenne is the source of this 3868-nucleotide messenger RNA. The record is from RefSeq and is a predicted model, not a curated record. NCBI's taxonomy places the organism in Eukaryota, Viridiplantae, Streptophyta, Magnoliopsida, Poales, Poaceae.